Molecule: messenger RNA, 670 nt
Organism: Eutrema salsugineum
Lineage: Eukaryota; Viridiplantae; Streptophyta; Magnoliopsida; Brassicales; Brassicaceae
Exons: 3
Coding region: 186-422 (78 amino acids)
Source: RefSeq, a predicted model, not a curated record
UGGGAUUGCUUCUCAUAUAAAUAUUCUUUUCUCAUUGCAAGAUUGCGUUUUUCGACUAAAUUCAACAUUUUCGGCAAAAAAAUAAUAAUUCCAUUUCGUAUAUUUUAUAUCACCUCUUCUGAAAAAAUUAGGGUUUGAGUAGUCUCGUCUUCCUUCCCUUGCGUAAUCGAAUCAGACAGAGAGAGAUGGGUGGAGGAAACGCACAGAAAUCGAAGAUGGCUCGUGAGAAAAACUUGGAGAAGGCAAGGCAAGCUGGAAAAGGAAGCCAAUUGGAGGCGAACAAGAAAGCUAUGUCGAUUCAGUGCAAGGUUUGUAUGCAGACAUUCAUCUGCACAACAUCGGAAGUGAAAUGCAGGGAGCACGCAGAGGCCAAGCAUCCGAAAGCCGAUGUUGUUGCUUGCUUCCCUCACCUCAAGAAGUGAAGAAACUAUCUAUCUCACAAAAAAGGAUACCAAUGUAAAUGUAUGGAUCCUUCUCCUAUGUUUGUAUCAUCAAGUUAAAGUGUCUUGGAUCAAACAUACUUUAUGUUUCUAUCUCUCUUUACUAAAGCCUUGUUUCAAUACUAAGUCUCUUGCUAUAAUUAUUAUUAUAUCGUGAAGCCUUUGUUUGGAACUUUUUCUCUUUGUUGCUUUUUGCUUUCAUUUAUGUCUCUAUUAUGAUAAAUAACAAC